Messenger RNA from Anas platyrhynchos (mallard), 4751 nucleotides. RefSeq names its product RAB guanine nucleotide exchange factor 1 (gene RABGEF1). Gene Ontology annotation, molecular function: small GTPase binding; DNA binding; guanyl-nucleotide exchange factor activity. The record is from RefSeq and is a predicted model, not a curated record. Gene Ontology annotation, biological process: vesicle-mediated transport. Gene Ontology annotation, cellular component: cytosol; endocytic vesicle. Lineage: Eukaryota; Metazoa; Chordata; Aves; Anseriformes; Anatidae.
CAGCUCUUUCUCUUUCUGCUGCAGUCAGCAUAAGUGCACACCCCAUGCCAUUCAUGGGAGCAGCCUGAGCUGGAAAAAAAACAGAGUUUUGAUUCAGAAGCAAGGCGGCUGUCGGGCGCUGGUUUGCUGUGGCUGAGAGGAGAAGGGAUGGCACUGAACGGCGCAGAGGAAAGAGUGCAAGAGGAGAAUUUGAGGAGGACGUUGGAGCCCCGCAAGGAUGCAGCUCUCUUCCUAGCUCCAGCUCGUGUGGGACACAGGAGGAAAAUGAACCUGAAAUCUGAACGCAGAGGAAUUCACGUUGAUCAGUCGGAGCUCCUGUGCAAGAAGGGAUGUGGUUACUAUGGCAAUCCUGCUUGGCAGGGCUUUUGCUCCAAGUGCUGGAGAGAGGAAUACCAUAAGGCCAGGCAGAAACAGAUUCAAGAAGAUUGGGAGCUGGCAGAGCGGCUUCAGCGUGAGGAGGAAGAAGCGUAUGCCAGUAGUCAGAGUACCCAAGGGGCGCAGUCCCUGACCUUUUCAAAAUUUGAGGAGAAGAAAACUAAUGAGAAAACACGGAAGGUCACUACUGUGAAGAAGUUCUUCACUGCUUCCUCCAGAGCAGGAGCUAAGAAGGCAGCUCAAGAGAAAAUCGUUAAGCAAGGACAUCUUGGGAGGGAGCGAAAUGCUGAUAACAUUCUCAGGGAUUUGAAGGAAAUUUUUACUCCCUCCUGGGAACUGGCUUCCCCUACUGAAGUGUUGGCUGGCAAAUUGAAAGAGAUCCAAGAAUCCAAGUCUCCCAGCCCUUCUAUAAACAGGCAGGCUAGCAUCGAGACAGAUCGAGUAUCCAAGGAAUUCAUAGAAUUUCUCAAGACAUAUCAUAAAUCAGGACAAGAUAUCUAUAAGCAAUGUAAAUUAUUUUUGGACACAAUGAGUCAUAAAAGGGACUUAAGUAUCGAGGAGCAAUCUGAAUGUGCCCAGGACUUCUAUCAAAAUGUAGCAGAGAAAUUACAGACACGCUGGAAAAUGCCCCCUGAAAAAGUUGAGAAGGCAAUGGAUCAGAUUGAAAAAUACAUUAUGACUCGACAGUAUAAAUACGUAUUUUGUCCUGAAACAACUGAUGAUGAGAAGAAGGAUCUUGCCGUCCAGAAGAGAAUCAGGGCUUUGCACUGGGUAACUCCACAAAUGCUGUGUGUUCCUGUCAAUGAAGAAAUUCCAGAAGUGUCUGAUAUGGUUGUAAAAGCAAUUACAGAUAUUAUCGAGAUGGAUUCAAAGCGUGUGCCUCGUGAUAAAUUGGCAUGCAUCACCAAAUGCAGCAAGCACAUCUUUAAUGCUAUAAAGAUCACAAAAAAUGAACCAGCUUCUGCUGAUGACUUUCUUCCAACACUUAUAUAUAUUGUUUUGAAGGGAAACCCACCCCGUCUGCAGUCCAACAUCCAGUAUAUAACACGAUUCUGUAAUCCAAGCAGGUUAAUGACAGGAGAAGAUGGCUACUAUUUUACCAAUCUGUGCUGCGCUGUGGCCUUCAUUGAAAAACUGGAUGCUCAGUCUUUAAAUCUAAGCCAAGAGGAUUUUGAUCGUUUUAUGACUGGUCAGACAUCCCCGAAGAAGCAAGAAUCUGACAGCUGGUCACCUGAUGUGUGCCUGGGUGUUAAGCAAAUGUAUAAAAACUUAGAUCUCCUGUCUCAGUUGAAUGAGAGACAGGAAAGAAUUGUCAGUGAAGCCAAGAAGCUUGAGAAAGACCUGAUAGAUUGGACUGAUGGAGUUGCAAAGGAAGUCCAAGAUAUUGUUGAGAAAUAUCCAUUAGAAAUUAAGCCAAAAAAUCAAGCCUUAGCAGCUAUUGACUCUGAAAACGUGGAAAAUGACAAGCUGCCCCCACCACUGCAGCCUCAGGUUUAUGCAGGAUAAUUAAAAGUGUUAACUUUGAAGAGUGUCAUUAUUCUCACCUAGUACUAUCCCCUUCUUGGAAAGGGAAGUAAAUUCAAGGCUAAAAAUCAGAUGAGCUUAAAUCAGUACAUUUUUAAAGGUACAUUUUUUUGGUUAGGUGUAAUAAAUUGUAUUUAUUUUAGUCAAUUAGAUUUCUAUUAGGCUUUUGUGAGUUUUUGAAAUGAAUUUAAAUUUUCUACACAAACAGUGUAAUUUUUAAGCAACACUCGUCCAUUGACAUAUUUCCAGAAAGCUUCCUUCUAGGCAUGCACUUAAACAUUUUUAAUAAUUAGUUUAACUUACAGAUUUCGAGUUCCAGCAGAAACUUGAAAGAUACCAAUGUUAGCUUGGAUUUAUUCUGUAGCUGUAAAGAUGAAAUAUAUAUUGUAAAAUAUGUAAAAUUGUAAAUAGAUUGAAAAUCUAAUGUCUGGGUUGUGCAUGACAUCUCGUGUAUUAGUGAAAAUGAAAUAUGGAAGUGUUCACAUUAGCACCUUUUGGUUAAAUCACAUUGCAGUAUAAAGGCAAGAACACUGCUAGUGUUUUCAAUAAACUAGAUGGUGUAGCUGAUGAAUCAGAGAGGAUAUUCUUGUAAUGAUUUGAGUUCACAGUUAUUGCCAUCUAAAACUUGACUUUUCUUCAUGUAAACGUUCUCUGUUUUGUCAGUAUACCUGAUAGCCUUCAGUGGUGUGCAUCAGUGCUGCUACCACUUUUGAAGAGAAUGUUGAGCCAGGCUUCAGAAAUAGGAGGGAAUAUGUUGAAUAAAAACUGCGUCAUGUGGAACUAAAGGGGGAGGGAAGGAGGUAAUGAAGGAAUUGUGCCAAAAGGGGCUUGCUUUUCUGGCAUUGCCUAGUAAUUUCCAUCACUGGGCUAGGUCUUGAUUGAUUUUUUAACAAUCCUGGUCAAUAAAUAAGUUCAUAUAAUUGGAGACUGCCUUUUAGCAGAAGUAUGAGCUGUUGCUCUGAGCAGAAAAGUGCACUUUAUUUUCAUGAAACAUCACUGUUCAGAUCUUUAGUGACCCUCUUUAGCAAGAGAAAUUACCUUGCUAAAGAAUUAAACGUUGAGAUAAAUACAGCUUUAUGUCGCUAAAAGUCUAGAUCAGUGUAUUUCGGGUUAAGAGCUCACACUGCAAAAAGUAACCUCUUGCAAUAGAACUUUUUUAUGCCAGUGAAACAUUUUAUAUCAGUUUAAAUAUCUCAGUUAAUCCAGUCUGCCUUGACUUGUUAGUGUACCUGAGAUAUCUAGCACAGAGCUAUUUAGCUUGAACUGCAAUGUUAAGUUGUUACCAUCAAGGAGGGAAGUACCUACCUCUUUCAUGUUCCACUGCUUUAAAAACAGAUACUUUAAAUUUGCACUGCAAUAAUUUCAGACCAAAACUGUGUUUUGUUCCUUUUUGUCAGCUAUGUACGAACUAUGCAUUCCUAGUGUUUCAAAGAUAACCAGUUAUCCCAAAUUCCUCUGAUAUGGUGAGGCAAUGAGCUAGUCAGAUGAUCACAAGAAAUUGGAUUAUUUAAUUUACACAUGUGCCACUUGCCCGAAUUACUUAGGAUUUGACCAGUGCUUGCAGUAAACAAUACUGCAAAGUCUUUCUUUGUUUUAUAAAUACUAGGUGCUAAUUCUGAUAUCCAGGUACACAGGUUGGGGGGGUGGGAUUAGCUAAUUAGCUAUUGUAUAAAUUGCCAUGUUUAAAUAAACGUGUGUACAUCAUGCCUUUGUUAAUGAGUUCCCAAAAUCUUGUCACUGGGUUUUGUUAUGCUGUUAAUGAUUAAUGUAAACAUAAUUGUGACUGAUUCUGGUAUCUCUGUGUCUAGGGAGGGAGAAUUCUUAGUCAUUCAAGUGCAAGUCUAGGUAACAAUGUCUUUUUCUUUGCAGAAAGAUCAUUGUAGUGAUUAAGUACUUAAGAAUGACUUGCCUGGUGCAUUUGUAACUAAAGUAUCUCCAAUUCAUAUGCCUUCUUGUUAUCAAGCCACUGAAGUAGGAGUGUUUUGGCAAACAAAUCCUCCAAAUCCCUGUAAGGCAGGUAAGAUGGAUUUCCAUAUUCCAUCUAAGAGUCAGCAAGCAGGAGUAGAGCACUUUGCUCUCAGCCAUUGUGUAGCCUGGGCAGCAGCAACAACUCUGGGAGCACCUCUCCCAGGAACUUGUGUUCUGGUGUUGAGUAACUAGACUGCUGUAAGGCAUUGUCAAUAUUUUAUUAGGUGAAUGAACCCGUCUGUAGGUAAAACAAUAAAUAGUUUUGCCUAAAAGUAAGGUAGUUCAGUUGUCAGAGUAAUAACUGCAGAAUCUCUCUCCAGUGUUUAAAAUUCAGAAUGGGCAAGCCACUGUGCUGAGUAUGCUGAGAAGGUGAAGAUGCUGAGCUGGAAGGAGCCACAUCAGUUAUAGAUUAUGAAUUGUCUAGAGCGCUGUACCAGGUGGGGUUGGUGCUUGAUACUGGGCGUCACUGUAGUAUGAGAUGCUCUGGUCCCACAGAUGAGGCUGAGAUAUGGUUAGACACUAAGAUUAAAAAAAAAAAAUCUAAGUUAUGAAAUAGCUAUGAACAAGUUACUAGUGAACAGGAGAGUUUAAUUGAAAUACUGUCUUAAAGUGAAUUGGAGUAACAGCUGUUGUGCUUUGGUAAGUCACAGUAUCAGAUUUUAUUUUUUCUUCCUAACAGCCCACUGCUAGUUCUGUAUUACUGAAAAGGAAGACUGUGUGUCUUAUUACCAGGAAUCAGAAUUUCUUGUAAACUACUUUGCAUGUGAGCUACCUAUUUAUUUUGCUGUAGUAAAGAACCUAUUUUGGAGUAAGUUCUGGUUAAUUAAACUGUACUGUUUCACUUAACAGAGUUAUGAAAUUAAACUGAUUCUUCUACCCAGUUA